This is a messenger RNA of Schistosoma guineensis, 1772 nucleotides long. Lineage: Eukaryota; Metazoa; Platyhelminthes; Trematoda; Strigeidida; Schistosomatidae. The record is from the annotation of a GenBank genome assembly.
UUAAAUGUACGUUCUACUCGCCUUUAACUUUCUUAACAUAAAAAGAAAAAGAACAGUAGUAUUCAUUUAUUUCACUCUAAGUUGUGAAUUUAAUUAUUAUUGUCGUACAGUCUUGUUAACAUUGAUGUCGGAGCUAAAAUUUCGUGUUCCUAUGCUAUUGAUUAGAAGUUCUUAGUUAACAACAAAUAAUCAUGUUCCUUAUCCUACUAGCAAAUAAUUUGCAAAUGGAGUUGAUGACAGAACGUUAUUUUCAAAAACCACUACGACUGAGUCACAGUGCAUCAAAUUUACCAGAUAUUUUGCAAUAUGCAAGAUCAGGAUCUUCAGGAAGAUUUGAUGAUAUAACAGAAGGCAGUUAUCCAGCUAUUUAUACGCACAGGAAUAUCAGAUCAUUUGCACCCUGGCGCCCCAAGUCUCAUUUUUCCCCGGACCGAUUAUCUUAUUUUAAUGAUGACAAGUCAGCAAAACUACUGGGUCCCAUUGUCAACGUUACUGGAGAUUCGCUAGGUUUACAUGAACUGGAGGGUUUAAGAAUUCCUUCUAUAUACUCAGCUGCACGCAACGCUUUAUACACAAGAUAUACGCCUGCCGACUGGACUAAGGGUAACUUUACUCGGCUGUCAAACUCAGAGCAGGCAAUGAAGAGAGCUGAACAUAUAAGAGGAAAUGGAGAACGUUUGGGAGUUGAAGCAGAUGACAGAAUUAAACGAGCACAACAGGAAGUUGGCAGACUACUUGGUCAAAGAAUUAAUGAUAUCAAUUAUAUGAAACAUGAAUUAAAUAACGAACUUGAUGCACUUAUUAAUGAAAUGAAUAAAUUAAAUGAAUCUAAACGAAUUGCUGAAAAAGCAUUCGCCGAAAUUGAAAAUCCAUUACAUAUUACACAAGAAUGUUUAUAUCAUCGGGAAAAACGUCAAUCUACUGACCUCGUACAUGAUCAACCAGAAAAAGCACUUUUAAAAGAAAUUGAUGGAAUAAAAGUUUGUCAAGAACAAAUUAAAAAUAUUAUAAAUCGUGCUACAGCACAAUUAAGUUUAUGUCGUAGUGUUCAACAUGAAUUAGAACAAGAUAGUUCAGAUAAAUUUAGGGCAUUACAAUUGGAUCAAUUAGCUCAUCAAUUACGUAAUUCAUCGGCUAAUAUUGCAUUAUAUGGUGAUAUUGAGAAAUUAGAAAAAUGGAUGAGUGUACCGGAAAAAUGGGCUGAACACACAAGUGCUAAUUUAAAACGUUCCCAAGCUGAACGUGCAGCAAGUCGAUCUAUUCGUGAAGCAAUUGAACAUUGUUUAGGAGCAACAUUCAGUAGAAUACGUGAUUUAUGGUCUUCAACUAAUGCAUGUUUAUCUCAACGUAUACAAGAAACAAUGGAAGCUAAGAAUAGAAUACAAGUUCAAUUAGAGAAAAUUAAUCAAGAAUUAUUUGAUGUUGAAAAGAAUAUGGAAUAUUUAAAAAGAUGUAUAGCUGAUAAACAAGCACCAUUGAAAGUGGCUAGAACAAGAUUGGAUUUACGUAAUCGACGUCCAAAUAUUGAACUAUGUCAUGAUGAUCCACAUGAAAGAUUAUUACGUGAAAUAGCAGAAUUACAAGAAUCAAUUGAUCAACUUGUCAGUCAAUUAACAGAUAUACAAACAGCACAUCAAGAUUUAUUAAAUAAUAAAAGUCGUUUAGAAAUGGAUUUAUCUAUUAAAGCUAAUAGUAUAUAUAUUGAUCGUGAAAAAUGUUUAGGUUUACGUAAAACAUUUCCAAUGAAUCCUUCUUUAAUUGCACCAGUUUAA